AUGUCGUGCAAGUACAGCUCACCGAAAGAGAAGUCAUUCCUCAAUUUAGCACUUACCACGUCAACUCAAAUGGCAAAGGGAAAGUUUGUGAGUCCAUUCCGACGGAUGGCGCUGACACCUGCCGACAUGAACGAGCUCGAAGUCGUCGCGAAGACUAUCGUCGAAGCCAACAUGGACCGGUAUCUGCAAUAUUGGGAUGUCAACAAACGCAAGGUGAACCCGAACUCGUGGAAGCUUGUCAAAUCUAAGAACCGGAUGCACGUAUAUUCCGAACGCCAAUGGAAGCGACAGUCUCCAGCUGAAAAACCUUCGGCCGAAAUCGAUCUUCAAUCAAUUCUUUGCGUGGGCACUACUCCGGGUACACUAGACGACGUGAUGCUUGGAGUCAUGAGCCCAACACUGGAAGUUACACGAACCAAAGCCUCGUACUUGGACGAUCUCAGUGGAGCUGCCGUCCUGUCGACGGUCAAGGAGCCAACAUCGGAGGACCCGUUCAAGUCUGUAGCAGUAAAGUGGAUGGAGUUGGAUGUUCGUCGUCGCUCAAUGGGGUUUGUCAAAAAUCGAGACUACGUUUACGUCGAAGCUACGGGGAUAAAUUACUUACCGAGCGGUGAGCGACUGGGUUACCAUGUCAUGCACUCCGUUGACAUCCCCCAAGCUCAUGACUUGGCAGAACGUGUCCGUGCUAAAUUAUCGGUAUGCUCGUUCUUCCGUCAACGCAGUGAUGACAGCGUUUCAGUCUACGUUAUGUCAAUGAUGGAUCCUAUGAGCGACAAGGUCCGCCGUCUUGUGGUUCCUUGCUUCAUCAAGACGCUGCUCUCGACACUUAAGUAUGCCUAUUGUGGAGAGAUGAAGAAGUUGUCACAGGCUCUCAACGACCGAUAUGCAGAGUUAAAACACGUUGGACCUCCGAAUCCGGAUCACAACUGUAUCACGUGCAUGAAACCAAUGCGCGUGUGGCGUUUUGGAAAGCUCGCUACCAGCCCCACCACUUGCAAGCUCUGCUUCGGAUACGUCUGCAACUCGUGCAAGAUCGAGAAGAAGCUGAGCUUCAUGAAUGCAGACCUAAAGAUGACUCAACGGAAAGUCUCUUUUUGCUCGUCUUGUGUGAGCGACGCGAUGGGAGUCAGUCCGUCUGAGAUUCCGAAGGCGAGCGAUUGCUGGCCUCAUGCUGCUGGCUUGUCACGGCUCUGCAAUCAGUCGGGUAUGUGGAGCACAGUCUUGGAUAACGAAUCGUCUGCAGUUUCACACGAUUUCGCGAAUACGAGAUGA
This is a messenger RNA of Phytophthora nicotianae INRA-310, 1272 nucleotides long. RefSeq lists its product as hypothetical. The transcript has a single exon. NCBI's taxonomy places the organism in Eukaryota, Oomycota, Peronosporomycetes, Peronosporales, Peronosporaceae. The coding region runs from base 1 to 1272 and encodes 423 amino acids. The record is from RefSeq and is a predicted model, not a curated record.